This is a messenger RNA of Beta vulgaris subsp. vulgaris (sugar beet), 1861 nucleotides long. Its product is annotated as seipin-1. Gene Ontology annotation, cellular component: endoplasmic reticulum membrane. Gene Ontology annotation, biological process: lipid droplet organization; lipid storage. The transcript is spliced from 2 exons. The record is from RefSeq and is a predicted model, not a curated record. The coding region runs from base 42 to 1457 and encodes 471 amino acids. NCBI's taxonomy places the organism in Eukaryota, Viridiplantae, Streptophyta, Magnoliopsida, Caryophyllales, Amaranthaceae.
CAUAGAAAUGUGGGAACACCUAAUUCCUAACGAUCCCUCAUAUGAAAGACACAUGUCAAAGGUUGUUCACUCCUCUUGUUACACCACCGCUCAUGUCUAGUCUCCACUCCUCAAAUAACACACAAUCUCUCUCUCUUUCUAAUCUCAUCAAGCUCAAAUAUACUGCAACAAAAAUGGAGUUUGAAGAAGAAGAAGAAAAAGGAGUGUUAGAAAAAAUGAUAGUAGUAACAAAUUGGGUUCCAAAACUAGUAGAAACACAAGUAGACUUUUUAGCCACCACUUUCACCUCCAUCCUCACCACUUUCCCUACUCCCUCAUUUUCUAUCUCCUCCACCAACUCUACCCAUUACUAUCAUCCUCAUGCUGGUGGUGGUGGUGGUGGUGGUGGUGCUGAUAUCGAUGCGAAUGCGGAUGAUCAUCAUCAGAGUCGUCAAACUGAAGCUCAGAAGGUGGUUAGGAAGGUUGGAUAUGGUGUAUUGGGUGCAGUGUAUGCUGGUAUAGUGCUGAGUAUGUUGAUGAUGUUGGCUGUUGUUUUAGGGGUGGUGUUGGUUAAUUAUUGGGUGGAAUAUCCUGUGUUUGUUAGAGAGAAGCUGCAUUUUGAUUAUACUGAUGUUCACCCUCAAGCUGUGUUUGUGUUUGGAGGGAAGAGUAAGAGUAGUAGUGCUGGAUGUGGUGUUCCUGUUGGUCAUACUUUUCAUGUCUCUCUUGUCUUGUUGCUUCCUGAUUCUGAUUACAACCGUGAUAUUGGUGUUUUUCAGCUAAUGGCAGAAGUUGUGUCAACCAACGGGAGACUAAUAGCGAGGUCGAGCCAACCAUCGAUGCUACAAUUCCAUAGCCAUCCUAUUAGACUAAUGCGCACCUUGAUAAUGGGAAUCCCUAUACUACUGGGAAUCUCUCGAGAGACUCAGACGAUCAAGGUACAAAUGCUCCAGUACAAGGAGGACAGCCUUAUGAGAACAGAAGCAGUCAAGAUUACAUUGAUGCCUCGAGCAGGGACACCCUACUUACCUCAAAUCUACGAGGCCGAGAUCCUAAUGCAUUCCAAGCUACCUAGGGUGAAAGAGUUGGUCCAUAAUUGGAAAUGGACUUUCUAUGUGUGGACUUCAUUGUAUGUCUAUGCCGUGCUUCUUAUGUUCGUUCUCUGCUUCUUUAGAAACCUAUUGGUUUUCCCGAUACCAAAGGCAAGUGACCGGUAUGAGGGACGAGAACAAGAGGCUAUUACGAGAGAACGGAAACCGGAAAGAAGAGUAUCCGAGGGAAGGGAAUUCUCGGAAACACUUAGGAAAUGGCAGCAAUAUAGGAGGAAGAGGAAAGCUGCGCUUUUGAGUAUGAGUACUACUUUCACAGAGAAUGUUGGUUCGACAUCGGCUUCGAGUUAUACUAUAACUAAAGAUGACAUUGAUCCUUACAUGGAAGAAGAUAUUGGUGAUUCGGAAUCGGUUUGUAUGGGAAGUUAGAACAAUGCAGCUUAGCUAUAUGUUACACUGAAACUCUAGAUGAUCCGGACUCAGAUGGGUAUUGUUGCUUCCACCAAAUGUGAUUAUAGUACAUGAUUACAUCAUUACAUGAAUGUAAUAAUGUAGCCAUGAACUUAUGGUUAAUUUUGUAGGGCAGAAGUAGAGUAAUACAAGGCCCACCUAAUAACAAGGAAACAACUCAACAAAUGGGAAGUUGGUUAGUGAUGAACGGGUAACAAAUUUGCUCCUCCGAUGUAGAUGGAGAUCUGAACUUCAGUUUUUAUUUUUUUGUUGUUCUAGACUUCUAGAUGUAAUUGUUAAAUUUGUUGUUUUAAAGUUGAUUUUAUGUAGGAGAUAAGACAAUUCCGUGAUAUGAAAAUUGCUGGAAUAUUGUUAUUGAUCAA